AUGGGAAGGCAGUGCCAACAAGACAACAUUGAUGUGGCCCCAACCACGCGUUUACUGGGGAUGUCGAAGUAUAAACAUCACUUUGCACAGACCGUGACAUUGUUAGCCUUCAUACACAACGCUUCGCAUAUCCUAGACAACCAGCAGAUUUCACCCGAGGCGGUCCUAAAAGCCGAACUGAUGGUGACAGACAUCAAGAAAACGCUCAGGAGUCUAUUAGAACGGGGCUCAUGGUUGGACGACGAGGCUCAGAAGACAGCCCUUAGGAAGCUGCACAAUACGGUCAUCUUCACGGGCUACCCCAAAGCCGUAGCCAACGAGGCAAAUAUGAACGGAUACUACGGGGCCUAUUGGGACGUCAGGGAGACGUUCUUCAACGUAUGGCUUCAUGGCGCGUUCUGGCGCCAGCAGACACUGAUACGCGUGCAAAAGGACGUGAUGUUCGACGUGAGCGCGCCCAGCGUGUUGUACGCGGAAAAGGCCAGCUGGGCUGCUGUCGUGCCCGGUCUUCUUCAGGCGCCGAUCUUCGUCAAGGACGGGCCGGAUGCCUUCAACUAUGGCAGCCUCGGCCAGCUGCUGGUGAAAGCUUUGAUUGGUGGCUACGGAGCCACAGGCAGCCAGAUCGACGAAAAGGGAGAGGAACGGGUCUGGUGGACGAACUUCACCUGGGAGAAGUACAGCGCGAGAAUGGACUGCCUGCGAAAGUCGCUCCGCUGGGCGGCGUACCAGCAAGUGAUGCUACACGCUGAAUCAUCCGAGGAUAUCUUCGCCCACGUCGCGUCCCUGAGCGUCGCGUACAAGGCGUUCCAGAAGCUCCCUGAGGCCAGGCGGAAAGUGGUGCUGCCCGGUCGGCGCUUCAGCCCCGACCAGACUUUCUUCGUGGCCCACUGCGCCAAAAUGUGCGAGCUGAGCGACAGCGUGUACGGUCAAGGGCUGGUACGCACCAAGUGCAUCAUACCCCUGAUGCAUGAAGCGAACUUUGCCAAGGCCUUCAAUUGCUCCGCCACCUCCCACAUGAAUCCAGAACAGAGGUGUUCCAUGUGGUGA
Messenger RNA from Ixodes scapularis (black-legged tick), 1047 nucleotides. RefSeq names its product neprilysin-2-like. The transcript has 6 exons. Gene Ontology annotation, molecular function: metalloendopeptidase activity. Gene Ontology annotation, biological process: protein processing. Gene Ontology annotation, cellular component: plasma membrane. The record is from RefSeq and is a predicted model, not a curated record. Bases 1 to 1047 code for a protein of 348 amino acids. NCBI's taxonomy places the organism in Eukaryota, Metazoa, Arthropoda, Arachnida, Ixodida, Ixodidae.